AUGCUCCCUUACCUCACGUUGGCGGCCAAGUUUGAUGGACCCCAACUUAUCACGCAACACUUGUCAUUUUCCACGCGAAACCAGAGCGUCCGUGGGGCCGCAGAGUCUGACAGCGAGGGACCAGGGGAAUGGGAUCCCCCCAAUUCCCUUGCCGAUGAUUCUUCGGAGAUUGAGUCCCAAUUCGCGGCCCGCGCAGAGGGCAACUCUGAGGUCAGGAAGCGAUCCCACAGUCAAGGAGGCAAAGGAGGCAAAGGAGCGCAGAGACUUGGAGAGGGAGCCAAAGAAGACUGCAAGUCAGCGGAACGAGCCAAAGUCUUUCAGAGACGGAGGGAGUUGAAGAAGACUGCAAAGUCAGCGGAACGAGCCAAGUCUUUCAGAGUGGCCGAGAAGGUCGAGCACUUCUCUAGCUCCGGACAAACCGAUUUCAGGUACGCUGUCACGCCGGAGCGCGCAGUUUCGUGGAGGUCGACGACCAAGCACCCCUCCUUUCUGUUUACCUCUUCUCCAAUCUUCUACCUCUUCUCCUUUUCCUCUUCACUACCAUUCGUCGCCAUAACAAUGUCUCCCCCAACCGUUAGCGGCGAUGCGAUGCGUUGUACUGAGACCAUGCUGUCUGAUGUGGAAGAGCCCAUCCAUAUAAUCAUGGACGGGGCGACCUCCAAGACCAUGGACAUGUUUGGGGAGCUUGUGCCUAUGGGGGAUGUCAUGUGCUGUGCUGAGAAGCCAAGUUAUGGGUUUUAUCUUACUUACCGUGGGCACAAGCUCAACGAGCAUGUUCAUGGCCUUGGACAUCUUUAG
Messenger RNA from Fusarium subglutinans, 798 nucleotides. RefSeq lists its product as uncharacterized. The transcript has 5 exons. NCBI's taxonomy places the organism in Eukaryota, Fungi, Ascomycota, Sordariomycetes, Hypocreales, Nectriaceae. The coding region runs from base 1 to 798 and encodes 265 amino acids. The record is from RefSeq and is a predicted model, not a curated record.